AUGAGUGUUGCUUCACCAGAAAUUGGACCCUCGCAAGACAUUACGCCUUCGAAGAGUGGUUCCGAGCAGGCCUCUCAGGGCUCCCACAUCAUGAAUGCACCAGAGCCAAAGGUGCACAGAGACUCUAGCGAUGAGUUCGAGGAACUGAAGAAAGACGCUGAACAACAGUUGGAGAACAAAAGCACAGGUGACUUCGUUUUCGUCAGUAUUUGCUGUGUCAUGGUCGCCUUUGGUGGUUUCGUUUUCGGCUGGGAUACCGGUACUAUUUCCGGUUUCGUGAAUAUGACCGAUUUCAAGCGCAGAUUCGGUGACUACAGUGUCUCCAAAGGUACUUAUUACUUGUCUAAUGUCAGAACUGGUUUGAUCGUCGCUUUCUUCAACUUAGGUUGUGCCGUUGGUGGUAUCGUCCUGGGUAAGAUUGGUGAUGUUUAUGGUCGUCGUGUUGGUUUGACCUCCGUUGUUGUCAUUUACAUGAUCGGAAUUAUAAUUCAAAUUGCAUCCAUCAACAAAUGGUACCAGUACUUUAUCGGCAGAAUCAUUUCUGGUCUUGGUGUCGGUGGUAUCACUGUUCUGUCCCCUAUGCUUAUCUCGGAGGUGUCUCCUAAGCACUUAAGAGGUACUCUUGUUUCCUGUUACCAAUUCAUGGUUACCGGUGGUAUUUUCUUGGGUUACUGUGCCAAUUACGGUACCAAGACUUACGACAACUCCGUUCAGUGGAGAGUUCCAUUGGGUCUUUGUUUCGCCUGGGCUCUCUUCAUGAUCGCGGGUAUGAGUUUCGUGCCUGAAUCUCCCCGUUACUUGGUAGAGGUCGGCAGAUUAGAAGAGGCGAGACGUUCUUUGGCCAGAGUUAACAAGGCCAGCUUAGAAGACGCUGUUGUCACGGUUGAAUUGGAGCACAUUGAAGCCAGUGUCGAGGCUGAAAGAUCUGCUGGCUCCGCGUCCUGGGCUGAAUUGGUUACAGGUAAGCCUCAGAUGUUCAGACGUACUUUGAUGGGUAUGUUGAUCCAAUCUUUGCAACAGUUGACCGGUGACAACUACUUCUUCUACUAUGGUACAACCAUUUUCCAAGCUGUUGGAUUGAGUGACUCUUUCCAAACCGCUAUCGUUCUUGGUGUUGUCAACUUUUUCUCCACUUCCUUGUCUUUGUACACUGUUGACAGAUUUGGACGUCGUAACUGUUUGCUAUGGGGUGCCAUUGGUAUGAUCUGUUGUUACGUUGUGUAUGCAUCUGUCGGUGUCACCAGACUAUGGCCAGAAGGUGCUUCUCACAAGGAUAUCAGUUCCAAGGGUGCUGGUAACUGUAUGAUCGUCUUUGCUUGUUUCUACAUUUUCUGCUUCGCCACUACAUGGGCUCCAAUUGCUUAUGUUAUCAUCUCGGAAAGUUACCCAUUGAGAAUCAAGGGUAAGGCCAUGGCUGUUGCCUCCGCUUGUAACUGGUUGUGGGGUUUCUUGAUUGCCUUCUUCACUCCUUUCAUUACCACUGCCAUCAACUUCUACUAUGGCUACGUUUUCAUGGGCUGUAUGGUGUUUGCUUACUUCUACGUUUUCUUCUUCGUUCCAGAGACCAAGGGUCUAACUUUGGAAGAAGUCAACGAGAUGUAUGAGGAAGGAGUGUUGCCAUGGAAGUCUUCUUCUUGGGUCCCAGCGUCUAGAAGGGCCGAGGGCUACAACAACGACGAUCUCCAACACGAUGACAAACCUUGGUACAAAAGAUUCACGUAA
Molecule: messenger RNA, 1722 nt
Organism: Lachancea mirantina
Lineage: Eukaryota; Fungi; Ascomycota; Saccharomycetes; Saccharomycetales; Saccharomycetaceae
Source: the annotation of a GenBank genome assembly